AAAAAGUAUGCCUCGGUGUAGCCAAUUCAUUUAAAUAAACCCAACAACGGUGUCUGUGUUAGGACAUGAAAAAGAAACUCUCAGAUGUGCAGUUACAAUUUGAAGAGCAUUGAAAUAUCUCAAUAUUUACUGAUGAAAGGUUUUUCUUAUACCAAAAUAAUUCCUCUUGUAUUGAUCUUAGGUGUUGUAAAUACAGAUUUAUUGUUUGUUGGUUAUUCUUCUGUUUUUGUUUUUAUGGUUUCUACAUCACAAGUAAAAUAUCAGCCUGGACUGUAAAUGCCUGUAUAACUCAGUCUAUAAGUUUUUUUUUCUUUGACAGUGAGAUAUUUGUUGCAAAGGAGUUGCUCCCUUUAUUAUACCUCAUUGCACUGAGUCAGUACACAGACGUUGAUAAUGAAACAGCAGAUAUGGACUGGGCAAAUCUCCGCUCCCCUGGCAGACCGACAGGAAGGGACAAAGUUUUGUUCACUCUGAUUUGGAGCUUCCCAACAACAGCAGCAGCGGGCUCUAGGAGAAGGUGACAGGCGCCUGUGGAAAAUAAAAACCGACUGGGGUGAAAUUCUAACACCCCAAAGCAAUCCAGGUGAUGUUUUAAGGCUCUAAACAGGAAGGUCUGAGGGAAAAAGCCACAGGUCUACUGGAUGUUUUUUUUUUUUUUGUUUUGUUUUGCGACAGGUACCAGGACACUUCCUUAAACUGCUUCACUCCAGUCUCUGGUCUGACAGGUGGUACAGGUGGUACCCAAAGGGGUGUAUCAGCAAAAUUACCAAAAACACAUCGGGUUCCUGGGCAGGAGAGCAGAUUGAACAAUACGGGAAGACAGCGUGGGAGUGCUCAGGACUGGAGGUGGGCGUGCAGACAAAGACGGGGCUGCAUCAGAUCACCUCUGUCAGAUCGCCUUUUUUUUGGAUAGGUGGACACUAUGAAGCUGUCCGGAACUACACUGGACCUGGACUCUACCGACUACACUAUGACCCUUGACCCCUCCUACACAAUGCUGGAGUUUGAUAGUCUAAGAAUGCUACCUGUGGAGGCGGAGCCCUUGGUACCAGAGCCAACCCCCCUGCCUCCAGCAGCCAGUGGGGGCCUGUGUUCCAUCUGUGCAGACAGAGCCACAGGGAAGCACUACGGGGCCUCCAGCUGUGAUGGAUGCAAGGGCUUCUUCAGGAGGAGCGUGAGGAAGAACUACGCUUACACCUGCAGGUUUAACAGGCAGUGUGUGGUGGACAGAGACAAGAGGAACCAGUGCAGGUACUGCAGGCUGCGCAAGUGCUUCAGAGCUGGCAUGAGAAAGGAAGCGGUGCAGAAUGAGCGCGACCGCAUUAGCAACCGCAGAGCGGACGAGAUGGGACUGGGGUCUCUCUCCAUCAGCGUAUUCCUGCAGGCAGAAGCCAGCGCACACCAGUUUUCAGCUCUGACCCCGCCCAUCAACUGUGACAUCAGUACCAAGAAGAUUGCGAGCGUGGGCGAUGUGUGCGAGUCCAUGAAGCAACAGCUACUCCUGCUGGUGGAAUGGGCGAAGCGCAUCCCAGAAUUCUGUGCACUGCCAGUGGAUGACAGGGUACUUCUGUUACGAGCCCAUUCAGCAGAGCACCUCAUACUGGGAGUGGCUCGUCGCUCCAUGCCCUACAGUGACAUCAUCUUGCUGGGAAAUGACUUCAUCAUCCCGGUGAACGGGCCAGAAGUGGAGGUGUCCAGAGUGGCGGCUCGUAUCCAGGAGGAGCUGGUCAAGCCCCUGAGGGAGCUGGACAUCACCGACGGGGAGUUCGCCUGCCUGAAGGCCAUCGUCUUCUUCGCCCCAGAUUGCCCAGGACUGGAGUGCUCUCAGGCUGUGCGCAGGCUGCGCUUCCAGACCCAGGUCCUGCUGGAGGAGGCGGCCAGCGAGCAGCGGGGGCGCCUGGGGGAGCUGCUGCUGACUCUGCCCCCGCUGCAGAGCGUGGCCUGGCAAAUGGUGGAGCAGCUGCAGCUGGUGCGGCUCCUGGGCGAGGCGAGCAUCGACAGCCUGCUGCAGGAGAUGCUGCUGGGGGAGGCCGCACCAGCGGGAGGAGGAGGAGGAGGCGCCGUCACGCGAGCAGGUGCGAGUCCGGACGUCCUCUCGUUCCCCACGCCCGGAGCCGCCGCUCCAUCUCGGGAAAUGCUGGGGAGCCACGUCAUGUUGCCUGGCAACUUCACCUCCGUCAUCCUUCCAGUGCCCACAUCUCUCCAGCCGGCCCCUCUGGUACCUGCUAGAGCUGGUGCUGAGGUGUACGCGCACGCAGAGAGUGGUCGUGUUCCCACAGACUCUCUGCACGGUCUGACUAUACCACCAGUCCACACCUGUCUCUGAGUGACUGGCACAGUCAUGUGACCGACUGACAAUAGUCAGAGCUAUCGUCACUCUCAAGACUAUUAUCAGAGACAGUGUACAGACACACGUACACUUACAAUCACACAUGAAAAUUGACUGAAAAUAAACUGUUUUCUGAAAUUCA
Anguilla rostrata (American eel) is the source of this 2471-nucleotide messenger RNA. RefSeq names its product hepatic nuclear factor 4, beta (gene hnf4b). Gene Ontology annotation, biological process: cell differentiation; anatomical structure development; positive regulation of transcription by RNA polymerase II. Gene Ontology annotation, molecular function: nuclear receptor activity; RNA polymerase II cis-regulatory region sequence-specific DNA binding; zinc ion binding. The record is from RefSeq and is a predicted model, not a curated record. The transcript is spliced from 10 exons. Lineage: Eukaryota; Metazoa; Chordata; Actinopteri; Anguilliformes; Anguillidae. Bases 923 to 2326 code for a protein of 467 amino acids.